GGUCCUGAUUCACCGGCUAGCUAAGCUAACGGCUAGCAUGUCCGCCUCGGUUGUAGUCUGUCACUAGCUGACAUUUAGCUAGGGGCAGUUACUCUUGUUUGACACUCGCACUGCAGAGGACGAUUUGACAAGGGAGUUGGUGUAAACUCCUAUGCGGAAGGUGGGGAGGUGGGAAUGUGAGACAGUUGUUAGCAGACUCAAAAUGGGCAGGGGUCGAGGCAGAGGGAGAGGAAGGGGCAGGGGCUCAUCAGGCCAGUUACGCCCCCCCUCACCCUAUAGACUGCAGCUCUCUCCAUCCAGGGAGACUUUAACAUACGCUCAGGCACAGAAAAUAGUGGAGGUGGACCUAGAUGGACGGCUCCAUCGGAUUAACAUCACAGAUCCUCUGCCAGUUAUAACUGAGGAUGAAAUGAUGGCUCAGGACAUUGCUGAGUGCAACAGCAACAAGGAAAACAGUGAGCAAACGCAAAGUAAAACCCGAUCGUGGAGGAAAGCCUCAAGCAGUAAAAGCAGGAGAUGUGGUAAAAAUAUGUCUCAACCAAACCAACGGUCUGGCUCCCAGCAGCACACAGGACCUACUAUUUCCUUCCAGCACCCGUGCCCGGAAGAUUCUCUGCCUAAGCCCACCUUUCGUGUGUUGAGUUCAGUUUGCCCUUCAAAGGCACCUCCUCUCCCAACAGCCUACUACCGUUACAUAGAAAAAUCAGGGGAGGAUCAGGACACUGUGGCUGAGUACGACAUGGAUGAGGAAGACCUGGCCUGGCUGGAGAUGGUGAAUCAAAAGAGAGUGUCUGAUGGCCAUGCCUCUGUAUCUCCAGACACGUUUGAGCUGCUGAUUGACCGCCUGGAGAGAGAGUCUAUCCUGGAGUCCCGUAGCCAGGCUCUGUCCCAGAGUACCGUCGAUGAGGAUGCCUUCUGCUGCGUUUGUUUGGAUGACGAAUGUCUAAACAGUAAUGUCAUCCUGUUUUGUGACAUCUGCAACCUGGCUGUCCACCAGGAGUGCUACGGUGUUCCCUAUGUACCUGAGGGCCAGUGGCUGUGUCGCUGCUGCUUGCAGUCCCCCUCCCGUCCUGUAGACUGUGUGCUCUGUCCCAACCGAGGAGGUGCCUUCAAACAGACUAGUGAUGGUCGUUGGGCCCAUGUUGUUUGUGCCAUAUGGAUCCCAGAGGUGUGCUUUGCCAACACGGUGUUUUUGGAGCCUGUUGAGGGUGUCAAGAACAUCCCUCCUGCUCGAUGGAAGCUCACCUGCUACCUGUGUAAGCAGAAAGGCAGGGGAGCAUCCAUUCAGUGCCACAAAGCUAACUGUUACAGGGCCUUUCACGUUACCUGUGCCCAGAAGGCUGGCCUCUUUAUGAAGAUAGACCCAGUACGGGAGACGGGCAUCAACGGUACCACAUUCUCUGUGAAGAAGACUGCUUUCUGUGAGCAUCACUCUCCUGUUGGGUCUCGGCGGGAUGGGUCAGGAGACGAGUCGGUUGAAGGAAGAAUGGUGGGUGGCAGAGGAAACCGGGGUCAAAGGUCGUAUACUCAAAGUCCUCCCUCCCCACAGAACAAGAAGGCCCCCAAGGGCCAAAAAAAGAAGAAUACGAAAGGGUCUGGUGGGUCGAUGCGUCGCUCGAAUGUGCCUGUGCUGCUUGUACCUCAGAUCCCCUCUCACAGGCUGAACAAAAUCUGCACAGGGGUUGAAGUCCAGAGGAAGAAUCAGUUCAUGCAGAGGCUUCAUAACUACUGGUUACUGAAACGACAGUCGCGAAAUGGGAUGCCUUUAAUCCGUCGACUUCAUUCCCAUCUACAGGCCCACAGGACUGCAGAGCAGAGGGAGCCUGAUGAGAAGCUCUGUGCUGCGAGAGAGGAACUUCGAUACUGGCAAAAACUGAGGCAAGACCUGGAAAGAGCCAGACUUUUGGUAGAACUCAUCCGCAAGAGAGAGAGGCUAAAGAGAGAACAGAUGAAAAUUCAGCAGGCUGCUCUUGAAUUGAAGUUGACCCCUGCAUUGGUGCUGUUGCGAUCCACUUUGGACCAACUGCAAGAGAAGGACACGGCCAAAAUCUUCACUCUGCCUGUCAAUCUAUCAGAGGUCCCAGAUUACCUGGAGUUUAUUUCCCAACCCAUGGACCUCUCCACCAUGCGGUCCAAACUGGAGGGACAUGCCUACUGCUCAAUUGCAGACCUAGAGAAGGACUUUGACCUCAUGAUCUCCAACUGCCUCAAGUACAACUCCAAGGACACCAUGUUUCAUAAGGCAGCCUUACAGCUGCAGGAGGUUGGUGGGGCCAUUCUCCGUCACGCCCACAGGCAGUCUCAGAGCAUUGGCCUGGACCCCAACACCGGCAUGCAUCUUCCAGAGAUUCCAAACAAACAUGGCUUCUACCACUGUACGUGGGAAGACGUCGAUUCUCUGCUGGAUCCAGAGAACAGACUGCACUUAUCCACAGAAGAGCAGCUGAAGGCUUUACUGGACAAACUGGACAUGGUUACGUCCAUGCGUACAAGUGGUGGUCGAACCAAACGCAUUAGGCUGCUGCGCAGAGAAAUCAACACACUGAGACAGAAGAUGAACCAGCAGCAGCAAAACACUCAGUCUGUAAAUGGUAAUGACAAGGAGGACAAAGAAGAAGAAGAGGAGGAAGAAAAGAAAACUGAGAAGACAAAUGCUGUGGACAAUGGGCCUUUGACUACAGUGUCUAACUCUGGGACAGAUGAUGCUCCACCUGUGCUAGAACUUACUUGUCCAGUAUCAUCACCACUGCCAGGAGAUGCACCUCUCGAGCCCCCAGUCCUGGGCAUCAUAACUGGUGGGCGAAGGUCACCCGGGCGCUCCUACAAGCGUCAGAGGUCAUCCCGCAGUGGGAGCAAAAGCCAAGGAGAAGAGGAGGCUGAAGUUGGUGAAACUCCAUCUUCACAGCCUGAGGCUGUUCAUGAGGUUACACCACUGGGUACACCCCCGACACUGCCAUUGGCUGGAGUCGGUCGCCGUACGUCUGUUUUGUUCAAGAAAGCUAAAAAUGGGGCACGGAUGGUAAAAAACAAGUCCCCACCACAACAGAAUGGGAAAACAUCUGAGGAAAAAACCAACGGGAUAGAUAGCAUCCCUGCUAGUCCAAAUUCACCCAGUGUAACCAACAUCACCUCGCCCCCUACCCCAAAUGCCUCUCCUAUACCUCCCUCUCUGUCCUCGCACCAACUGAGGUCCAGAGGCCUAAGCUCAGAAAGUGAAGCAGACAAACUCCCUCCACCACCCAGAGAAGCAGGACUGACAAAUGGAAAGCAUGUCUCUGCCAACCAUGAUGACGACGAUGACCAGAAACUAAACUGCAGUGUCUCCCCACCCAAGCGCAGUCGGGGUAAACCUGCGCUGGUGAAAGUCCCUAGCAGUGAGAAUGGAGACGUCUCUGGGUCUGGAAAGUCUGCACUUCUGUGUUUAGAUAGUGAGACUGAGCUUGCACCACUGGACCUAGUUUGGGCAAAAUGCAGAGGAUAUCCAUCAUAUCCAGCAAUGAUUGUUGAUCCAGACAUGCCCCAGGAAGGGCUUCUUCAUAACGGCAUCCCCAUUCCAGUGCCUCCCGUGGAGGUGCUCAAACUGGGCGAGUGGAGGCAAACAGAUGAAGGCAAAAAGCUCUUCUUAGUGCUUUUCUUUGACACAAAAAGAACUUGGCAGUGGCUCCCUCGUAACAAACUACUGCCACUGGGGAUGGAUGACACGGUUGACAAACUUCGCUUAAUGGAAGGCAAGAAACCCAGCAUUCGCAAGUCUGUGCACACUGCAUAUGAUCGGGCCAUGGCACAUUUAAACCACGUGAGAGGAAAUCUAAACUUCACUCCCUCCAAUUUUAUAUAAUUUUUUUUUGGUUUAAAAAUGUUUUCAUCUCAAACAAGCUGCCUGGUUGUAUGUAUAGAAGCAGAGGUAAAAUAAUGGCCAACAGUUAGUGGUAAGUGAAGGUUUUCUGCAUAAAACUGUUGCUCGCCAAUUUUUAAAAUGGAGAGAAAAGGUGCUUGAAGACAUUUUUGUAGAUCAAUGUGCUCAUUUAUUCAUGUAAAUUUUUUUUUUAAAGAUUUUACACAACCGCUGUUGCUAUGUAUUCAUAUGAGGUUUUUAUUUUAGGCCAAAGUGAGAAAAGUGUAAAUAUUUAAUUGUCAAAGGGACUGUCUGCAUUCACAUCAUAUUUAGAUUGUAUUUGUCACUGUGUUUAAUGAAGUGUGAAAGUCCCACUUAACAUUCACGUCACAUCCGGACUCAACUCAAGUUUGGCUUUGACGACUAUGGGGGGAAAAUUUUAAGUUUUUACCUGCAAACGUUCCUCGUAAUAAGCUACAUACUCUGCCGGCAAUACUGGUACCGCCAAACUUAAAUAUGAGGACCCUUCCCUCAUAUUCUCCCUCUAUUCAAUCACAUAUAUAUUUUUUAUAUAAUAAAUCUAUUUAAAAUGAAAUGAAAAGUUGAAGCUAACCCCCAAGUGAAGACAAACUGCUUAUAUGUUUGACUCCAAGAAUUCUAAGAGUUGCUCAGUAAAAUACAAGGCAGUGACGUUUUGAAGUGGAAAGCAAUGCUGAAAAACUUUGGUCAAAUGGCUGUCGGAGCAAAUAUUCGUGCACCUUUAGUCCAGCUAUGACGUUGUAGAUGGGACUUGAAGUUUUUACUUAUUUUUCCAUAUUGUGAAACUGUAAUAUUUUGAAACUAGAAUGUUGCAGCUACUUGGUUAUUAAGAUGUGAAGCCACUACAGAAGUUAAUCUGAUUAUUUUGUGGUUAUUACGACAAUGUCUACUGCGAACACUCACUGAAGAACUUGCAAUUGUUUGCAAAUCUGGCUGACAUGACUUGAAAAGCACAAUCGGCCUGUUUAAAAAAAAAACAAAAACAAAAAAAAAAAACUUGUAGGAUUGACUCCUGGAGCCAUAUGUGUGGCAAAAACUUUGUGUGUGUGUGUGUGUGUGUAUGGGUGGGUGGGUGUGUACAUUACAUAUGUAUACAGCCUCAGUGUAGUAAAGGUGCAUGUGUAUAGUUUUGUAAAUAUGUAAAUGUAUGUUUAUAUUCGCUUACAUGAGGUUAUUUAAGGAAUGCAAAAAUCAAAAUUUAGAUUUUAAUUUAUAAAUUGUGGCAUUUGAGAGUGGUAUUUAAAAAGUAAAAUAUUGAAAAGAUUUAUGUACGAUGCUAAGUAGCUCUUUGUAAUAGUGAUGGUAUUCACCGAUAUGUCAGAAGAUAUUCUCUAUAAGUGAGGUGGCACAAUACCUGAACUCUGUAGGUAGUAGUGCCAGCACUCACCUACAUGAGGCUUUUCCUUUUCCUUGGGGGCACAGGAGAUUUUUGAUCUUGUUAUUUGAAUUAUACUGCAAGAUCUAUAAUCUGCCUGAGACGAUAUUUUCUCACACAUGGAAUAAAUGCUGUUUGAAACA
Monopterus albus (swamp eel) is the source of this 5392-nucleotide messenger RNA. RefSeq names its product bromodomain and PHD finger containing, 3a (gene brpf3a). The record is from RefSeq and is a predicted model, not a curated record. The transcript has 13 exons. The coding region runs from base 152 to 3838 and encodes 1228 amino acids. Gene Ontology annotation, biological process: regulation of transcription by RNA polymerase II. Lineage: Eukaryota; Metazoa; Chordata; Actinopteri; Synbranchiformes; Synbranchidae. Gene Ontology annotation, molecular function: protein binding.